UAAAACCUCUACCAACGUAACGCCUUCCUUGCCCGCGGAAGCAGAUAAGCUUCCCGCCACUUCUGCGCUUCACUCUCCCCUCAUCCAUGGCCGAAGCUUCUGUAACCUUCUUCUCGUCCUCGUUCUCCAUCCCUAACCCUAACCCCAAGAAAACCCUAAAUUUCCCUUCAAUUCUCCCAGUUCUUUCGAUCUCUACAUCUUUGAAGCAUCCACAAGCUUCUAGAAGCUUUUUCACGCCCUCCCUCCCCUCCUUCCCGGCUUCAAACCCUAAUACUAGAAGAAGCAGAGAAAAUCAAUGCAAAUUUAGGGUCGUUUCGGUCUCUUCUCCUUCGAGGAGCGGCAGCUGUGGAAUUGAGAGAGAAGAAGUCGGGGCAGUUCGUUGGGGCUGUGACAUCGAUUCCUCGGAGAAUGCUUCGUAUUUGAAGAGAUGGCUUUCGGAGAAUGGGCUUCCUCCUCAGAAGAUGGCGAUUGAGAGGGUUGAGGUUGGGGAGAGAGGGCUGGUAGCCUUGAAGAAUAUAAGAAAGGGAGAGAAGCUCCUUUUUGUUCCUCCCUCUCUUGUUAUCGAUGCCAAUUCGGAAUGGAGCUGCCCGGAAGUAGGAAAUGUAUUAAAGAGAAACUCGGUUCCAGACUGGCCACUUCUUGCUACUUACCUGAUCAGUGAAGCUAGUCUCAUGGAAUCUUCAAGAUGGAAUGAAUAUAUUUCAGCAUUGCCUCGACAACCAUACUCACUUUUGCACUGGACAAGAUCUGAAUUAGACAUGUACUUGGUAGCUUCAGAGAUUCGGGAGCGGGCCAUUGAGCGAAUCACAGAUGUCACUGGAACAUAUAAUGAUCUAAACCUCAGGAUAUUCUCCAAGCAACGUGAUUUAUUUCCUGAGGAGGUAUAUAACAUGGACACAUUUAGAUGGUCGUUUGGCAUUCUUUUUUCACGUUUGGUGAAGUUACCAUCAAUGGAUGGAAGGGUUACUUUAGUUCCUUGGGCAGACAUGCUUAAUCAUAGCUCUGAGGUGGAGACUUUUUUGGACUAUGAUAAAUCAUCACAAGGCAUUGUAUUUACUACUGAUCGUUCCUACCAGCCAGGAGAGCAGGUCUUCAUCUCCUAUGGCAAGAAAUCAAAUGGAGAGCUUCUCCUUUCAUAUGGGUUUGUUUCCAGAGAAGGCACCAACCCAAAUGAUUCAGUGGAUGUAGCCAUGUCAAUUAACAAAUCUGACCCCUGUUACGUGGAGAAGGUUGAAGCUUUGAUGAAGCAUGGCUUAUCAACGCCUCAACGAUUUCCUUUGCAGAUCACCGGUUGGCCUUUGGAGCUUAUGGCAUAUGCUUACCUUGUUGUGAGCCCUCCAAAUAUGAGCCAGCAAUAUGAGGAGAUGGCUGCUGUGGCUUCAAGUAAAGGAACGUCAAAGAAGAACCUCAAGUACCCGGAACUUGAGGAGCAAGCCCUCCAGUUCAUCUUGGAUUGUUGUGAAUCCAGCAUAUCAAAGUACACCAAAUUCUUGGAUGGUAUUGGGAGCAACAUUGACAAUUCAAUUGAGAUUUCUCGAAAGCAAGCCAACCGAAAAUUGCUUCUCCAACAACUAGCAGUUGACCUUUGCAGCCGUGAGCGGAGGAUCUUGUUUCGUGCCCAAUAUAUAUUGCGGAGGAGAUUGAGAGACAUGAGGACUGGAGAGUUGAGAGCUCUUACCAUACUGAAUGGUUUUCGGAAACUCUUCAAGUAAACAAUGCUCUUCUAAUUUGUUUGAGUUUGAGUUACAUUCACAAGUGUGUAUACUGGUCAUCAUUGGAUAUAUGGUGAUAAAGAGAGAAGGACCAAGCACCUUGGUUGUCAUAUUCUGGUAGGUCCUGGUCUCUCUCCUUCAUUGUCUAUCCACUGAUUGGAUGGUGAUGACACUCUCGGAACCAAAAUUUUGUAUAUUCAUACGGAUCAUAGUAUGCUUUCCUAUAAUGAUGCGCUGGUUUUAAACAUUCAUAUAAAACUAUUUAUAAGAUGUAGAAUCUAUGGCUUCUCUUGAUCCCAAAAAAAGUUUUAGAAUUACUAGUUCUAAGAGCUGAUUUCCAAGUAACCAGAAUAGAGAGAGAGAGAUGUGAUGU
Messenger RNA from Amborella trichopoda, 2085 nucleotides. The record is from RefSeq and is a predicted model, not a curated record. NCBI's taxonomy places the organism in Eukaryota, Viridiplantae, Streptophyta, Magnoliopsida, Amborellales, Amborellaceae.